AUGACUUCUUUGCCCACCCUCCCAGUCAAGCACAAUGACUUUGUGAAGUAUGUCAACUCCAACCCGGAGAAGCCCAUGGCCGACUUGGUUCAGCCAUAUAACGAGUAUGAUGCUGUUUUGCGCAAAAGGUUUGCCCAAGAGCCAUCUCAUCCAUCAAUUCAAGAUAACCACGUCAACAUUGUGCCACUAUACGACCAGACUGGUUCCACAGAAAUUUCCAUUCGAGCUAGAGACCUUGUCUUGGAAACACCAGAGCAAACGGAGAAGUAUCUUUUGCCCCUGAGUGCAAAAGACAGGAAACCACAUGGUUCCAUGGCAGUUGUAUCCUCUUUGAAUGAGUUCCAGAACAACUUUGCGCUCUUCACGGAGGGCUCAUUGAGUGACAUUGACUGGUCCAACGUGGUCGCUGCUGGUAGCGCUGUUGUGACCUCACUUUUGCCUGUGCCAGAGAAAUAUCGCAACUCCAAGCGUGGCCUCCGCAAGUACUACCAUGAAGAAUUUGCUCCAGCGUCAGAUGUGGAUCUUUUCUUGUAUGGUCUGAAUGAGGAGCAGGCUCUCGAGAAGAUUAUGCACAUCGAGGAUAAGAUCAAGAACACUAUCCUCUAUGAGACUUCGACUAUCCGGACUAAGAAUACAAUUACCAUUGUUUCUCAGUAUCCGAACCGCCAUGUGCAGAUCGUGCUUCGCAUCUACCGCUCAGUUGCUGAGAUUCUUACCGGCUUUGACGUUGAUGUUUCGUGCGCGGCUUAUGAUGGGCACCAAGUAUAUACCUCCCCACGUGCAAUCGCUGCGUACAUCACGCAAGUGAAUCAGAUUGAUCUAACUAGACGAUCACCGUCAUAUGAGAACCGUCUCUCCAAGUAUUCACACAGAGGAUUUGAGGUUUUCUGGCCUGCUCUUGACAGAUCGAAGAUUGACCCGACUAUUUUCGAGAGAAGCUUUACCAGAACCGAAGGACUUGCAAGACUUCUAGUAUUGGAAAAGCUUCCUCGGUCCCAAGACCGAGACAACUAUCUUCAAAAGAGGCGCGAAGAACGAGGUCGUCCUCCUCUGAAUUUGUACCUGCAACGUCGUCAUGGCAAAAUGCUGCAUGGUAAUCUCAAGGAUGAUUGGGAAGAUGAGGUACCUGAAUGGCAAGAGCAAGACCAAGUGUCUGAUUACCAUACUUUUACCAUUCCUUACGGUCGGAGGUUCAACGCCAGGAGUAUUGAGAAGCUACUUUACACCAAAGACCUGUUACUGAAUGCCCAAUGGAAUCAGCCUAAAGACCGUAAAGUUUAUCUUCAUCGUCAUCCAGCAUUCUUCGGUGAAGCAGAACAUGUCAUUGGUGACUGCUGUGGCUUCUGCCCCAAGCCUGUUACCGAAGAGGAAAUCAAGGUCGCGGACGAGGAGGCCAAGAUUUAUAUCUCUAAUCAAAUUACGUUCAUCAAAGACGAUCCCGGUCGCCAGGAAAUUGGAAGUUUCAAUCCAAUCACUGAGACUGACUGGACCGAAAUGGCUUACGUUGGUCGUACCGAGAGACUUUGCCAGGCAAUUGUGGCAAACGAUGUUGACGCCGUUAAAGCUUUCCUUGCAGACGAGGGUACCAACCCGGACCGUCGUGACUACACUGGACGGACACCACUCCAACUCGCGUGCAUGUGCUCGACCCCUGAAGUCGUCCAAUGCCUUGUUGACGGCGGUGCUCGCAUGAUUCCCCGCAUGGCUGAUGGAAAGACCGCGCUCCAUCUCGCUGCCGCCCGGGGACACGUCGAGAUCAUUCGAAUUUUACUCACAAAGAGCAAUGAGAAUGAAGAAGAAGAAUCUAAGAAACAAGACGCUCUGAAAAAUAACAACAAGUCAGAGGCCACACCUAGUAAAGAGGAGGAUGAAGAUAUCGAUAUGGUUGACCAAGAUGAUGCCAUGUCCAACACCUCUGCCUCUUACGUCAAGGUUGAAGGCGAGGAGAAGGAGGAUUUGACCAAAUACGAUACUCUCGACGAGAACGACCUCGAGCCAGAUGUCUAUGACAUCAAUGUCGUUGCAUGGGAUAGCCGGACUGCUCCUUUGCAUCUCGCCAUUCUCCAUGGCCACAUCGAGGCCGUGAGAGAGCUUGUCACAUCCUUUGGUGCCGAUGUCUUGAUGCCGAUCAAAAUCAUGAACGAUCACUCCAGAACACCCCAGGCUGCAAUUCUCAAUCUAGUACUCGUCCAUGCUCUCCCAUUCGAGAAAGCAAAGGAGAUGUCGCAGACCCUUCUCGAUCUCGGUGCCUCUCCAGCCCAAGCAGACCUCAGGCAGAAGACACCGCUAUACUACCUUGCUCAUUCUGACAAGCUUGAUAUUCUUGAUAUCUACAUGCAGCAUGAUGAACCUGCAGUAAAGCGCGCAAUCAAUCACUUGGCAGCUCAGGGCUCGUUCUGGACACCGGAAUUUUCUUCGGCAUUGAUGGCCGCUCUCACUGCGAGGAGCGCACCCGCGGCAGCCAAGCUGUUGGAUACAGGUGCCCAUCCCGAGAUUGAUCUCGGCGAGCUUGUGAAGGCUAUUACGGCAUCUAGAGGAGCCGCAACUUACUAUGGUGACAUUGAAGAAGAUGCAAAGAGCAGUUUGAAGCAGCCAAUCUUGCUGGCUGUUGAGAAUGAGCUUCCUUUGGUCGCCAUUGAUCUGCUUCAUCGGGGUGUGAACCCUAACUCUGAAUUUAAGGAGAGAUAUCAACAAAAGGGUCAAACGGUAUUGGACGUCAUGCGCCAGACUUUGCAAACUCUCCGUGAAUUUGUGGCCGAGCGCAAGGACCAAUGCUAUGAUCAUUCCAUUGCAACUCCCCUCGAUCCAAAUGACGAGACGUAUCUGUCAGAAUUCCAAUCUGGUAGUUACAAAAUGUUCAUUGCAAAGGAUCUGCUCCGCAACGUGCGCAAGACAAACCGAGAGGCCGAAGAACAAGCCAAGAAGGCUGAAGCCCAACCGGCUGAGCCUCCUGGCUUGGUCGAGAAGAAGGUAUUCAUUGCGGAGUUGAUUCGCGACUACGAAAAGCUGGAGUUCAUCCUGCUGCAAAAAGAUGCUAAGACCUGGGACGAGCUUCAUCCUCCGCUGAUCGCUCCCGUGACGUACCCAGUUCAGGUUUCGACUGAGCAGACAAAGCUCACUGCUACGCCUUGGAAGGUCAACUUCAACUUUAAUGUACCAGCUAUUACUGACAAUGCUCGCGACGGAUACCUUCAACUUUUCGAAGCAGCUUGGAAUGGCGACAUUGAUACCAUCAAAACUUUGACACUGGGCAUGUGGGGAUCUCUCAAUGAGCAAGCACCACUUGAGAUCGCCGUAACCGACAAGCAAGGCCUGUCCGCCCUUACCAUUUCCAUCAUGCGCGGCCAUUUCGCUGUCGUCAAGGCUAUUCUUCAAAUUCUCCAAGUACAGUACAAGGCGAAGGAGCCUCGCGGUCGGAAGCGCUUUGAGAUCGACAUCGAUGAAUGCUCUGACGACUGUGGAGACUCUGAUGAAGAGAACGAAGAUCUUAACAUUGUCAGUGACAUUGUUGAUGAUACCUUCACCCACGAAAACAUCGGUGAAGUUACCAGUCAGGUCGAGAGCAAUAUUACCCCUCUUGCUGCUUUCGAGGCGCGGUUAAAUGCCUACAUGUUUUUAGACGAAUAUCAGCAGGACGGUUGGAACAAGAGAGAGAACCCUGUCAAUGUUUACGGCUUGUUGAAAUACGCUGUUUACACAAACAACAUCUCUCUUUUGGAGUUCCUUUUGAAGACCGGACUGGAUCUUGCUUCCACUAACCCAUCUGGAAAGAGCGAGUUCUCGGUGAAGUCUGAUGAGUUCCAGCUUGCGAUCUCGCUUGGACGUACUGAUUGCCUUGCCAAAAUGAUUCAAAGUACUGGCGCUGGCCUUCCACUUACAAAAUUGAGUGAUGACUGUGGCGUUGAGGAGAAGAAAGAGCCUCAGUACUACCCUGGAUUGUCGAUUCGUGGCACCAAGCGUGCCGAUUGGGCUAAUGCUGGCCGAGAGCAACCGAUGAGAGCUCAAACACAGCGUCCACCCCUUCUCAUUGCGGCUCGUCGGGGUAAUCUGGCCAGUACGGAGUUCUUCCUUGGUACAGCACCUGCUCGCUAUUACCUGGAGUAUCUCAAUGCAAACAAGGAUGAUGAGAGAGUCAAACGACUGACCAAGUCCAAGCUGGGACUCGAGGGAACACUCUUAACCUGGUUACAAGCGAGAAACAACCUCGUUCUCCACUGCGCAAUCAUGUCUGAACCAAAUGACGAAUCCGUUCGUCUGGUACAGUAUCUUGUGGAUCAUCACCCCGAAUGCAUGGAGGUGCGAUCGACAGAAGGACUGACACCUCUCGCCUGGGCCAUGUCCCUCCACAAGGUCCGCUUCGCCCGAAUUUUGGUAGAAGCCGGAGCCAACCAGGCCGUCCGUGACAAAGAGGCACGCAAUCUCCUCCACCUGAUCCUCGUAUCAGACGGUGGUCGGGUCUGUAAGAACUCCUACCGAUUCACCAAACUCCUAGACCUGUUGGAUAAACAACUCCUCCCAACAAUGCUCAUAGAGCGUGCCGGCGAUGGCUCAAGAACACCCUUUGCACGCUGGCUUCACGCCCAACCCCACUUCACACCACGGGAUCUGGCCAUCCCUCGGCCUCCUAACAGUCCCCAGACUGACGAUGAAAUUAUAAUCUCCAUGACGAAUCUCAUUCUGGACCUAGCCAAUUCCACGGACCAAAAGCAUCUUGAGGUUUUUGAUGAAGCUGGAAACACACCAGUGCACGAUGCUGUCAAGAACGGUUUCCCCCAGGUCCUUGGACUACUCCUCGAUCGUCGUGCUGAUAUGCUCAACCGGGAGAAUGCCACUGGUACCACUCCUCUUGAAAUGGCAGUUGACGCUUGGGUUAACAAGAGUACUUCUGCGCCGCCUGACAGCCCUUCAUGGACGUCGCAUAACCACCCUGAGUGGCAGAAGGCCGUUCAUCGUGCUCCCCACUUUUUCAUCCCUGGUUGCAGGGUCAAGUAUGAUCAAGAGAAAGUUAUGCUACGGGUUUGUCAGGAACGGGCUCAGCAACGACCGGCAAAGAGAAGGCUUGUCAGUCUGUUUGAGGCGAAUGAGGUCGCUAAGAGAUUGGCGGCGGCGGGACGGACUACUGGUCGGGGCCGGAAUGUUGGCUCUGAAGAUAAUGAUGAGUCUGCAGGUUCUAAAGACGAUCCUGAAGGAUGGGGAAGCAUGAAUUCUCAUUGGUAG
This is a messenger RNA of Penicillium expansum, 5217 nucleotides long. RefSeq lists its product as uncharacterized. The transcript is spliced from 6 exons. Bases 1 to 5217 code for a protein of 1738 amino acids. Lineage: Eukaryota; Fungi; Ascomycota; Eurotiomycetes; Eurotiales; Aspergillaceae. The record is from RefSeq and is a predicted model, not a curated record. Gene Ontology annotation, molecular function: protein binding.